UACACUCACUUAAAAGCAAAUCCUCUCUUUCUCUCCUCUUAGGUCGUCAUAAGAAACCCUAGAAACAGUUCAGCCUCCUUCUAUCCGUUGUAUCCAGAUUAGGGUCUCAGAUCGUGCAGUAGAGAUGCUGGGCUCCGGCGAUCCCAAUUCACCCUUUAGAUGUAUAAUUGUCCCGUCAACAAGAUAUCGAGUGUUACCAGAGAUUCCAGCUUUACUAGAAAUACCUGUUCAUGAAAAUCCAGAGCAGCUUCAGACAUCUUUCCAAGAAUUUUUGGAUGAUUACACUAGAGCUCGUCAGAAUCGAUCAUCUGAUCCUCUUAAAUUUGCUGAAUGUGAAGGUAAUCUUAUUGAAGUAGUUUCAAGGUUCGGAACUUUAAAAGUUGAUGUUCCUGAAUUUUAUUCCCCAGUAUUAAAGCUUCCGGCUAUUGAAUCGAUGAUUAGUUUAUUAAAAGAUGAUGAAUGUGGGAGCCUUUUAGCUAGUUGUAUUCUUUUUACAUUCGAAAAGUUAACUGAUCCGGAUAUUUUAAUAUAUGGUCAACAUGAAGAAGCUACCGUUUUCGUUGAGUCUCUGGUUAAGUCUGAAGCCUUAAACGUAUUUGCUUCUACUCUUGAUAAGUUUCCAGGAUAUGAUGAUGUUUAUUUCCCAGCACUUCAAACAAUUGCGCAGAUGAUAUUUCUUGAUUCGUAUGUAGCAGAUACCGCGGGUAAGCAUACCCAACUGAUAGAAUGGGUGUUUAAAGCACUCAGAGCUCCCGAAUGGGAUGAACUAAAACAGUAUGUUGUGGGGUUAUUAGAUACUCUUGAUGUCUAGUAAGGAAAAUAGACUUCAAUUUGGUAAUUGGGGUGCUGUAACUGUUGUAGUAAAUGCUCUUACAUCCCUUGAAAGUCCUAAUGAAGAACAAGAAGAAGCCCCGCUGGAUUAUGAAGACGUAGAAUACCUGGUGGAGACUUUGUUUAGUUGUUUACUUUUUCUAUUCGAAUGUUCGGAGAAUAUAGUGCGUUUUGUUGAUGCUGAAGGAGUUCAGUUAAUGAUUAAAUUUAUUCAGCAAGAGGAAUUCGGUUAUUGUUAUGGAUCUGCAAUUGAGGCACUUGCUACUGCAGUGAAAGUUUGUCAAUCUGCUUCUGAGAAAUUUGUGAAACAUGCUUUGGCAUGGAACACUGCUUUCCCGCCUUCCAUGGAUAAGAUUCCACCAAGUGUUACGCACGUGAAAGAAAAAAUAGAAGCGCAUCAUAUAUCUCUAAUCGCAUCAUUAACUGGUGGCAUUGCCAAGACGGAAAAAGGUAACUUUUUAAAAAAGUUUGAGGAGGAUGAUUUCGAAAGAAUCACCUGGCUUAUGGAGCUCUAUAGAGGAUAUUCUGAAGAAGUUGAAGCAAUGGCGAAUCGUCUUGAAGAUGAAGAGUAUGAGCUCUGCAUGGAAAAACUGCGAUAUGAAUCCACAGUUCAGUCGAUUGCUGUUAUUCUUGGUUAUCUUUUGUCCGAGGAUCCUACAACACGAAAUAAAAUUGAAAAUCAAUUAACUCAUCACAACUUAAAGAAGAAACAUGUGCAGGAUUUUAUCUUGGUUUAUCGAGACAGCAUUGGCAAUGCGGGCGAAUCAGUAGAAAGUGCAGAGACUGUGAUGGAGGAAAGCACUGGUUCCCUUGAGGAAAAUCCUAAACAAGGGAUGGAGCUGGAUGUAAAGGAAAAUCCUGACAAGAGGAUGGGGCUGGAUGUAAAGUACCAGACGCGACGGAGUGCAAGGCUCAUGGAGCUGGAUGUAAAGGAAAAUCCUGACAAGAGGAUGGGGCUGGAUGUAAAGUACCAGCUGCGACAUAGUUCAAGGCUCAAGCGGAGACGCACAUCUUUUUAGGUUAUGGAAUAUGAGAGUUUAUUAGAGGUUAAAACCUUUGUUGGGAGUGAAGUACGAACUAUCAGGAAUAUCAUGACAGUAUGGCAUUAUACCUUGUUCUGCUAGGUUAUGUAGAUAUUUCACACUAUUUUCAAAUCAAACGAGAAUAAUCCAUCUUUUCUUUCAAGGGUAAUUUGAUUGUAAGCUCGUAGUGUCCGUCUCUGUUAAAAACCGAAGUGGCCGGUUAAUUUGUGGGACUUACACAAAUGUUUUUAACAUCGAUUUGCAAAUAGGUUCGAAGGAGAGUUGAUAAAGGUAAAAAAAUUGUACAUUACGGUGUUUUGAACCUAAUUUUUGUUGCUAUUUAAAUGUAUUAAAUGCUUUAUGGAUCUUUAUAGUUA
Molecule: messenger RNA, 2230 nt
Organism: Papaver somniferum (opium poppy)
Lineage: Eukaryota; Viridiplantae; Streptophyta; Magnoliopsida; Ranunculales; Papaveraceae
Exons: 9
Coding region: 804-1850 (348 amino acids)
Cellular component (GO): spliceosomal complex
Source: RefSeq, a predicted model, not a curated record